This is a messenger RNA of Saccostrea echinata, 1773 nucleotides long. Its product is annotated as mucin-5AC-like. Bases 381 to 1571 code for a protein of 396 amino acids. The record is from RefSeq and is a predicted model, not a curated record. The transcript has 5 exons. Lineage: Eukaryota; Metazoa; Mollusca; Bivalvia; Ostreida; Ostreidae.
UCGAGUUGUCACUCUCCGUUUACUGAUUCCACCCGCCGGGAAAUGUAAUCCCUAGGCUUUCUUUUAAAGACCAUUACCGCAAUUUGACACGGACAUAAGUCGUUAAAAUGGCGUCGUGAUCCAUGUAAUUUUAGAAUGAAAUGCGUCGAACAACGAAAAUCAUUUUUUUCAUUACUCUUGGUGUUAAUUUUACAAAACAUCAGGUGCCCCAUCUUAUAAAAAGGUUGGGACACCUCACCGUCUGAUAAAAAGUCGUUAACAUUUUAGAAUUGGUCUACGCAGCCCUGUGAAAGGACAAAAUAUCAAUUUCAUACCAUGACUGGUCAUUUGAAAUUGAGCUUGGUUUGAAAAUGUGAAUGACAAUGUGAAACAUUCAAAGAAUGCCUACCAAAAAUCGCAACAUUUUCGUUUGUAUCCUCAUAUUGAUCACCUGCAUUGCAGAACAUGCAACAUGUUUGAUGGACUUCCCAACAGAACUAAGAGAUCAACAAUUCCAUUUCAAAAGCAAUGAAGGAAAUGGCAACUUGUACUUCUAUACAUCUCAUUUUUUAAUAAUACCGCCGAUCACUAUUGGUGUUUCGCAGCACCGAUUGUGGGACUUUAUUGCCAGCAAAACAAAUUUUAUGGCUUUCAGAAGUCAAAACAAAGUGACCAUUAACUCGGAGGAAAAAUACAUAUACAAAUGCUGGUUGUACAAGAGGGAGAAUUCAUCUCUUUACUUCUAUUUUCCUAUGACAAGCAUAUAUGAAGGACAGAGAGUGUAUCCAUCGACUGAUGAAAACCUCGAUAUUUGUGACUUCUGUACGCAUACUGACACCGAGUUAUACGUUCUACAUAAAAAUGAAGUACCGUGCGGAUGCACUCCCAAGUGUUCAGAGUUGACCAUUGAAAACAGUUGCACGGGGAAAAACUUUGAUACAUCAUCGAUUAAUUGUUUGAGUGAAACUUCUUCGGCAAUAACAACAACCAUUCAAGAAGCAUCAACGAAAGAAUACUCUGAGGAUAAAUCAUUGACAACGUCCCCUACAUUAGAAAGUGAUAAAACAACAGCAGCUUCAACACAUUUAGAUGUAGAAUCAACAACGCUAUUAGAAGAUACAGCGCAAGCAACAAUUACAGCAAAAUCAAUAACAGCAUCAUCAACGACAUCAGAAACAACAACCAAAUCAACAUCAGACAUAUCAACCGCAGCGAUAACCAGACCAACUUUAACAACAGAAAUAACUGUGCCGCCAACAACAAAUUCGGUAGAAGAAAAUACAGAAAUUAAAACAACAGAAAAGGUACAUAAUCAAGAGAACCCAAACGUAAGCACAACCAAACAAUCAACUAACUUAGGAAUUGAUCCAGAUGCACUUGUUGGAAUAGUAUCUGGUAGUGUGGUGUUUGUUUAUCUGGCAGCAGCCACGAUUGGUUGUGGAUGCUGUUUGUUUAUUUUAGGAAGAAGGAAAAGAAGAAAAAAAGAGAAAGAAUCACAAGAAAAUUUGGUUUCCAAUGAAGUGUCUACAAGUCAAAACAGUUUUAAACCCUCGGUGAAGUUCCCAUCAGUGUUUGAUCGUAUUGAUGAAUGAUACUGAUAAUCACAUUGUAUUCCUUUUUUAUGAAAACACUAAAAUACAUUAUUAAGUUCCUUCAUAAAUCUUACAGUAGACUGCUUAUUUUAUUUUUUAACGAGUAUAACUGUUUACAGUUAUGAGCAGCCACUGUUUAAUUUCGAUAUAUUGUAACGUUUUACCUACGGAUUUCUUUUUAUUGAUGUACUGUCAAUUUUAU